Molecule: messenger RNA, 1529 nt
Organism: Kickxella alabastrina
Lineage: Eukaryota; Fungi; Kickxellomycota; Kickxellomycetes; Kickxellales; Kickxellaceae
Exons: 2
Coding region: 336-1328 (330 amino acids)
Biological process (GO): regulation of transcription by RNA polymerase II
Cellular component (GO): ESC/E(Z) complex
Source: RefSeq, a predicted model, not a curated record
UGGAAAUCAAAAAUCAAAAAUACUUGUUCGCUUUUGCUUUUGCUUUUGCUUGUUCGCUGUUUGUCUGUUAUUUAUUAUUUAUAUUUAUUUCGCAAUUCCUCGCCCUCCCUCCUCAGCGACAAGCUGCUAUAUUGUCAUAGCCAUUCGUUCCACCCACCCGCCUACCAACUGCCGGCUGCUGACUACCAACUGCCAGCUGUCGCGAAAACAAAUUGAAUUUGCUCUGCUCUGCAUUAUUUUGCACGCAUACAACUAGCAGCAGCAUAUACCAAAAGCGCACACACACACAGCGCCUCCAGCGAAACACGGUUGAUUUAUUUACUUUAGCGGCGAUAAUGUUAUCGUCGGAUAGUGAGCACGACGAAUUUCCAAAUGCGCGUAAAUCGCUGCUGCAAAGCAAUGACGAAGGCACACAUGCGGUAGAACUGGGCACAGCUCUAAUGUCUGGUGCCACACCGCCGGUCGAUACACACGCGGCGUGUGCCUGGGGCGCAUGCGCCAACGAUUUCAGCUCCUACCACCAGCUUGCAGCGCACCUCUCCAAAGACCAUAUCGGUCUCGACCAGUGCCAAACGCUUGCUUGCAAGUGGAGGGGGUGUGCGCUUGAAGCAACGCCAAUGCGCAGCCGAUACCAUCUCAUUACACAUUUAGUCAAGCACACUGGCAGCCGCUCGUUUCUGUGCCCCUUCGACGCCUGCGGCAAAGUCUACAAGCGCACGGAUUUCCUGAGAAGGCAUAUCAAUACGCAUAUGUCAGCUGCAGAGCAGGCCGAAAGCAUCGACGCUGAGAGAUGGCCAGUUGCUUGCAAUGGCGGCACGCACACGCAAAAGAUGCGCAGUCGCAGAAACACAGUUGUAACACAGGCUGAUUCUCAGGCCACUGGAAGCGACAACGACACCAGUACCGCCUUUUUGGCCAAGGGCGCCUCCUCGAUGGCCCUGGGAUUGGCUACUCACAUCAACGACGCGGGUGCUCGACACCAGUACAAGCGCAAGCAGCGCGAUAUUCAACACGAGCGCUCCUCAGACAACAACAGCAGCGACGACAGCGACGCCAACCACCGCUACUACGACUGCCGUGAUGCCAACAGCUCUGCUGCCGCGCAGAACGGCGAUUCAGCUGUUACAGCCACAGCCACAGGCUACCCUGAUCUUCUCAAAAGUGAGUCUGAGUCUGCAAAGCUUGAGGCAAUGCUGCACGCACAGCUGGGGUACAUUGCCAGCCAGGUCGACGUUCGCAAGGAGAAGCUUGAGCGGGUCAAGACCAAAAUUCGCCGUUUGCGCAUGGAAAAUGAUAUUCUGCUUGAUGCCCUGACGCACACUGGAUGAAAAUAGUAAAAUUUUUUUUGCGGUCUCUACCCCCAACAGAGCAAGGGACUGUGAGCUGCUCUGUUUCCUCCCAUUCGCCAUGCGCUGGCCUGUCCUGUUUUGUCUUGCCCUGGCCCGCGCUCAGCCAAACCCAGCUUCUGCUAUUUGUAUUUUCUCUUUCUUUUCUUCUGCGUUUCACUUUUCUGACUAUCUGACUUUAAU